CUGGAAGUGACAUCGAGCGAUAUUAUGACGGAGUACCUCGACCCACACUUCAUUCGGGCGCUGUGCCGUGAUCCCGAGAGGCGGACGCUUCAGGAUCUCCAAUUCAUUUAUUAUGGACUCCUCGGGCUGGAGGCGCUGCGUCCCUGUCGGGAUUCGGUGUUGCGCGGACUGUGCAAAACCGUUCGCUAUGAGAGACAUCACGCGAAUCACGUCCUUUACUAG
Molecule: messenger RNA, 222 nt
Organism: Ceratosolen solmsi marchali
Lineage: Eukaryota; Metazoa; Arthropoda; Insecta; Hymenoptera; Agaonidae
Product: rap guanine nucleotide exchange factor-like
Exons: 2
Coding region: 25-222 (65 amino acids)
Source: RefSeq, a predicted model, not a curated record